AUGACGUCCGAUAAAGUCGGCGCAAGUGGAGGUGGACGAAGGAAUGUGGUUAUCGAAAGUGAGAAGAAGGAGCGAACAAGCAAAUACGACCCGUACUGGAUUUGCUCAGCUGGACAAGGCUCCACUAGGGCAGCCAUCGGUCGCCUUGGGGACCGUGGGAUGGCUGUCGAUCAUCUGCUGGCAAUAAACACUGGUCGAGUACCCUACCCUGUCGUGGAGAGGAUGAGAGAAGCUCCCAUCGCCCCUGAUGCGUCCCAAUGUUCCCGUACUGCCCAAAUAACACCAGGAACAACUUGCAACAUAAAUUCCCAUCAUUCGCCCACGACGGCAUUCACAGUAACCACCAGAGCGGACAAACACAAACACCCAAGCCAGACCUCGUCGGAUUCCGCUCUCGCCUCAAGAAACAUCAGACAGAACAGCUUCCUGGUUGGGGUUGUUCUUUUGUCCCAGCGAAAGAAUGUUGAAACAAAGAAGCUCAUCCAGCUCGAUCCUGCGCUGGCAGUUGGUUUUAGACACUGGCAACUGGGCAUCUGUGAGAACUUAGCUGUGAGCGGAGACCUUUUUCUCAUCUUCUGUCCAACUUUCAAAUUGUCCCAACCGAAGCCUGCAACUGAUAAAUCCUUAAAACUCAAAGCGCUUCUGCAAACCCACCUCGAGGCAGCUGCCAAAAUUGACGCGAUCUUCGUUUGUCAAGGUGGCAGUGCUCCGAUGCAAAUAGGCAAUCUUCAAACCCAUGCAACUCCUGCUAUCCUCACUCAUCACUAUACGGUUGAACUGCCUCCUCAGAUUGAGGAUGAGGACGAUGGACAUCAUGAUGAUGAUGGUCGGUCGGGGAUGGCAGAGGUUAUUAUUCCAUCUGAUCCACCCAAACUUAAACUUGUACUUAAUGCUGGUGUGACUGACCGAAGCAUUGACAACGACAUGCGUUUCAACUACAUGAAGGUCCCUCGCAACAAAAAUAGAAAAGAAUGUUAA
Molecule: messenger RNA, 978 nt
Organism: Paracoccidioides brasiliensis Pb18
Exons: 11
Coding region: 1-978 (325 amino acids)
Source: RefSeq, a predicted model, not a curated record